AUGGGAAUCGAGGAGGAAGGAAUGAUGAAGGAGACUUCUUGCGCCAUUAUUCUCGAUGUGCUCGAGGGCCCGCCGCAGGCCGCAGCCGUAACCAUGUCCAUGCGUCCUCGCUACACCUACGCCCACGGGCCGGACGGGAGCUACUCCUUAAACAUCCAGCUCACCGCGCUGCCGUGCCCCGGCAUGGCGCUCCACCUCAACACCGUCAUCGACUGCACCCCGGGCAAUGCCUGGCUGGACCGCAUCCCGCCGAUCACCAUCGACUUCCUCAAUAAGCUGCCGCAGCAGAGCGAGGCCCCGACGCCGGCAUCAGCCGUUGCCGCCCAGCUGACCCGCCGCUUCACGUGCUCCACCGGCGACUUCGUCAGACAGCUCCAGCGAGUGGAGCCGAUGGUCACGGCCGCGGGGCUGCCCCUGGAGUGCGUGCCCAGCGUGGAGGAGUUCAUCCACCUGUCGGUCUCCAGCAACUCGUUCUACAAGGCAGUGGCGAUCACCGUGGAGGCCGGCGCGUCCGUGGACGACGAGGACGAGGAGCUGCCGCCCGGCGCGGUCGUCGGGGAGUGCGCCAUAUGCUACAAGGAGUACCUGGUCGACGGACCCACGUCAGUGAAGCUGGCGUGCAACCACACGUUCCACCGCAGGUGCCUGGACCGCUGGACAGCCGUGUACCCGACAUGCCCCUACUGCCGGGCGCCGGUGCCGGUGGAACAGGACUACUGGGACGACGAGGAUGAUUGCGACGACUCGGAGUCGGGGUAUGAUGACGUCACCAGCGAGGAGGGCGGCGACUCGGAGUUGGAGUAUGACGUCCCCAACGAGGAAGACGACGGCUCCUCGCCGGCGCCCGACGGCGGUAGCCAGGAAGUCACCGCGGCCUCUCCGCCUUCUUCGACUCGAGUCUUUAAAAUGGCGGCUUUGUUCGUACUAAUCCUGCUUUGUUAG
Molecule: messenger RNA, 942 nt
Organism: Zea mays
Lineage: Eukaryota; Viridiplantae; Streptophyta; Magnoliopsida; Poales; Poaceae
Exons: 3
Coding region: 1-942 (313 amino acids)
Biological process (GO): protein ubiquitination
Molecular function (GO): ubiquitin protein ligase activity
Source: RefSeq, a predicted model, not a curated record